AUGAAGGCCUCCAUUGACCUCAAGGCCAAUGGGGAAGUGAGUCGAAUGCGGAACCAUAGAGGGAACAUGCCUUCUCUCCCCCAGACCAAGUAUUGUUCGCUCUGUCCUGCCAAAUUUACAAGAACUACCCAUUUAAAUCGACAUCUCCGUUCACAUACCAACGAACGGUCACACAGGUGCAACGUCUGUCAUGCGGAAUUCACGAGGAGCGACUUACUCACUCGGCAUAAACGCACCUGCGGUGAUUCCAGAAAUAUGAACAAAUCGCGGCGCAAAUCGUGUCAAGCAUGCGCCGAAUCCAAAGUAAAAUGCAACUUACAAUAUCCUUGUUCCAAAUGCUCUUCCCGCGGACGUGAAUGCAUUUUUAUAAACGAUCCCGAAACAUCUAGAAAUAAAAAGCUCGCUUCCCAGAAGCCUCUCUUAUACACCGCGAUUGCAGAGCCCCCCAUCGAUGCGCACAGCACAAUAUUCCAGAGUUCUUCGGCAUCUCUCCCAUACUCAAUCCUCUAUCCGCUGGGCGCCGACAGCCCAUCCCCAACUCUAUCAUUUAACCCCUCUCUAUCGACGACCCAGCUAGAUACUACUUCUUCUGGCCUCGGACUUUUGGAAUGUUCUCAAUCCUCGUCGUCUUCCUCGUGCUCCUCUUCGCCGUCGGAUCUCUUCGAAACCCCCGUCAGCAUAGCGAGCGCCUUUGACUUGGAUUUCCAAGCCUUGGAACUCGAUCCGCAAUUGCAGUUCUUUUCAAAGGAUGGAUUUGAUGCUCCCCUUAUCGAUGACAGUAUUUCGUCCUGUUUGCCAGAGUUGGGAAUUCAUAGAGACUAUGAAAGAUGGAUCGAGGGCAAAGAUACGCGGGCUCCGUUUGGUAAUGAAGACCACCUUUCGCCAGUCUACAGUUUCCCACUGGAGAAGUCUGGGGGGAUGGUCCACGAUCUUUCGGCCCUGGAACUGCCGAUUUCAAGCGAUUCCGUAUCAGGACAUCACUUUACCACGUCCAUGCCCAUAGUACCCUAUGAUUCCUCGGCAAUACUGUAUGGCGACGAAGUUCCCACCGAGGACUUAACCCAAUACCUAUAUAUGUUCUUCUCAGCUUUUUCUGCACAAAUUCCAAUUAUCCACCGUCCAACGUGGAGGAUGGAGGGCAAGCCGGCGAUUCUGAUUCGCGCAAUGCAAGCAUGUGGCGCUCUAUUUGUGAAGGGCUUUUCGGCGUUGGAUUUCGUCAACCAGACACUGGUGGAUUCCCAAGAGGCACUUAUCCUGGAAUUCUCGAAACCUUGCUGUAGCCUCAAGGACCAGGUUUUCCUGAUAUUGGCGGCCGUUUUGUUACAGUCGAUAGGAUUGCUGAGGCCGCAGUCUCAUCAGAAUUCUUCCACGAAGAUGUAUCACGGGAUUCUGGUUCUGAUGAUCAGGAGGACGGGUUUAAUUAGGCUUUUGAGCUCCUGGACGCCUCCAGACUUGACUAGCUCAUAUAAUUUGGAUGGGAGUUGGGCGGAUUGGGCGCGUUAUGAAACGCUCAAGCGUGCGAUAUUUCUUGCGUACGUGCAGGAUUGUUCCAACUGUAUCAAUUUUUCCUCGACACCCUCGUUCCUUCCGUCCGAAUUCGAAUUAAAUCUACCAUGUGAUGAUACGUUGUGGAAUGCCGGAAGCGUCAAUGAAUGGCUCCAAGCUCUACAGACGCCCUCGCCCUAUGGAACUGGGCAAAUACGGCUAUCCGGCGUACCUGCGCAGGCCGCCUUUGUUACGCUCAACAAAGUCGGUUCUUCAGUGCCAUCCCCACCACUCAAUCCCUUUUCCCACUUCAUUCUCAUAUACACCGUCCUUCGCGAUAUAUUUUUAUAUCCGAGCCAAGACCCCUUCAUCGGUGAUUCAUAUAUAACACCAACCACCCUUUCGAGUCAGUAUCAGCUUUACAACUGGCUGCGAUUGUGGGUCGGCGGCCCGGAAGUGAAUCAGUUUGAAAAAAAUGGGUUGGAAACUCCGUUCGUUUGUGACGUGCUGCCCUUGUAUUGGCUUGCGCAUUUCUCCUUGCUGGGUAUGCAGGAUUCGACGCUGCAGACAGGUCCUUUGGAAGGCGAGGCGGGUAAUAGGUACGAUUUGUUGAAGGGUUGGCUCGACCACAUCAAAAUGUGCCUUCGAAAUGGCUCCCAAGUUUUACCCAGUCAACUGUGGCCUGAGGUUGGACCACCCCCCGAUCAGGCGCCAUUCACAAGAUCAACCUUUUCGUCCAGCCACAUACCCCGUUCCUUCGUUGAUUAG
Molecule: messenger RNA, 2253 nt
Organism: Laccaria bicolor S238N-H82
Lineage: Eukaryota; Fungi; Basidiomycota; Agaricomycetes; Agaricales; Hydnangiaceae
Exons: 10
Coding region: 1-2253 (750 amino acids)
Biological process (GO): regulation of transcription by RNA polymerase II; DNA-templated transcription
Cellular component (GO): chromatin
Molecular function (GO): RNA polymerase II cis-regulatory region sequence-specific DNA binding; DNA-binding transcription factor activity, RNA polymerase II-specific; zinc ion binding
Source: RefSeq, a predicted model, not a curated record